Molecule: messenger RNA, 5657 nt
Organism: Scatophagus argus
Lineage: Eukaryota; Metazoa; Chordata; Actinopteri; Scatophagidae
Product: myocardin-related transcription factor A-like
Exons: 19
Coding region: 343-4113 (1256 amino acids)
Biological process (GO): smooth muscle cell differentiation
Source: RefSeq, a predicted model, not a curated record
CUCUGACACAGUAGCUUCGUACUGCUUUAUUCCACUGCUAUGACUCAUUUAAAGAGCACUUUGUCAUAGACGACACUGGAGUUUUUUCCCUUGAAGUGAUGGGAGAUGGCUGUUAUAAUGAGGAGACGUAUAUUUUCAUGUUACUUUGCUUUAAAAAAUGUUCUUGCUUUUCACUCUUAACAAUUGUAUCCAGCAACUUUUUCGAAGAGGAUUGCGUUGUUCUCUUUUGUGGAUGUACAGAAUUCAAGUUCGACACCUGGGGUAAACUGCAGCCGACCUCCUGCUCCUCCUGUUUUCUCUGAGUCUAAUUCAAAGUAAUUUCUCCGUUCGAUCGCACUCACCAUGUUGGAACACCUGCCCUGUGCCCGCAUUGACCCUGCCCCUCUCAGGCGUCCGCCAAUCAGCAGGAACAUGGAUGAGUCAGCCAUACGGUUUGAGUUAGAGCGCCAGGCCUGUCAGAGUCUCAGACAAGUUCUCCAACUGAAGCUGCAACAGAGACGUACUAGAGAGGAGUUGGUCAAGCAGGGAAUCAUGCCACCACUGAAAGGUUCAGCUGCCUUCCACGAACAGAGACGGAGUUUGGAACGAGCUCGGACUGAGGACUAUCUGAAAAGGAAGAUCAGGAGUAGACCGGAGCGCUCUGAACUGAUCAGGAUGCACAUCCUGGAAGAGACAACAACAGAGCCGUCAUUUCAGGCCAAACAGCUGCAGCUGAAGAGAACUCGCCUUGCCGAUGAUUUGAACGAUAAGAUCUCCCACCGGCCAGGGCCCAUGGAGCUGAUCCACAAAAACAUCCUGCCUAUCCCCUCCAGCAUUAAACAGGCCAUCAUAGAGACACAGUUUCCUAAGGCUUCAGGUGAUAACUCAUCAUGCGAUGAGGACAGUAAUUACAGCCUGUCCCCAGAAGAGCCGGAGAACCAGGAGUCUCCUCUGGGCCUGCUACCUCUACCCUCUCCACCAGAGACGCUGACUGGGAGCAGCAUCUCAUCUCCCACACAGGUCCUUCUUCCUGUUCCUCAUUUCCCACCAAUCUCUGGAUCCUCCCCUUCAUUUAAGCUGACCAAUGGGACGACAGCUCCGUCUACCCAGAGGAUGGGUGCAAUCUCACAGGUUAGGCCCAAACCUAACUCUGCCCAGAGACACAAGAAACCUAAGGAUAACAAGCCAAAGAUUAAGAAGUUUAAGUACCAUCAGUACAUCCCUCCUGACCAGAAGGGAGAUAAAGAACCUCCUGCCCGUCUGGACUCAUCUUAUGCUAAAGUCCUCCAGCAGCAGCAACUCUUCUUGCAGCUCCAGAUCCUCAAUCAGCAGCAGCAGCACUACCAAGCCAUCCUGCCUGCACCUGCCAAACCUGAGUCAGAUCACCAGCUACCUACCUCUUGCUCCUCCAAUUCCACCACCUCCUCCCCACCCCGACCUGUCACUUCCUCUUUAACAGCGUCCUCUAACCAGGACAGUCACAGCCAUCACACUUCUGCUCCUUUAGGUGGGACUAAACCAGCAUCUCUACCUCCAAAUCUGGAUGAAAUGAAGGUUGCGGAGCUGAAGUCUGAGUUGAAGCUGCGCAGCCUGCCGGUCUCCGGCACCAAAAACGACCUGAUUGAGAGGCUGAAGACAUACCAGGAACUUAAUGGAGGCAGUGACACUGCCUCCUCUCCAACAGCAGGGGGUACCACAGGGCCAGGGGCUGAAGGUGCAGGAAAAUCCUCUGAAAUUGCUGUAUCCACCACAACCACCAACAACAAUACAUCACAUACCCAGCAGUUUCAGUUUCAUUGCCAUCAGACAUCUUCUCUGACCGGCAGCAGUGCCAAUCCUCAGCAGUCCAUGACCUGUGGGGUCACUGUGCCCCCUGCAACUGUCUCGUUCCCCCCCUCUGCCCGCUUGCCAGUUGCCAUGAGCCCAGAAGAUACCAGCUUUAAUUGCGACUCCUUGGCCGAAACGAUUAGUCCACCUCCCACCCAGCUGAACCUUCAGCCGUGUUCUGCUGCUCAACUUCCGAUCAACAUUAAAGAAGAGCCCAAGCGCUCCACCCCAGUAAGCUGUCAGUUCUCUUUAAAAACAGCCUCUCUGCAGAAGCAUCAUCUGGUUUCAUCAGCUGCCCCCGUCACUACAACCAUAGCUCCAGUAGUAACUAUGGACAAAGACAAGAUGCUGCAGGAGAAAGACAAGCAGAUAGAGGAGUUGACCAGGAUGCUGAGGCAGAAACAGAGGUUGGUGGAGAUGCUGAGGAUGCAGCUGGAGCAUGGGAGGAGUGGAGGACGAGCUUCAGAGCCACUGGUUCUUGUAAGAGUUAAACAAGAACCUUCUGAUAAGUCCAGUGUCCCUCUCUCAUUUGGCUAUCCACCAUUACCCCGUCCACAGUCAUCUGUUUCAUGUGAGAUGGAUGUUAGCAAAGUAAGUGUCAAAAAAGAGGUCACUGAGGCAGAGGAAGUUACAUCUGAGAGAACUAUGCAAUUACCAGACACUCAUGGAUUACUGAAGUCUUCAACCCAAACUCAGGACGUGCAAAUCAAGGCAGAGCAGAAGAGCACACAGACAAAACAACAGCAACAUAUAUGUCUCCAGCAAACCACCCUGCAGUUUGCCCAUCAACAGGCCAUACAGAAACUUUUGCUGCACCAACAGUGCAACAUUCAGAACCAGCAGAGGACAAUUCAUAACCAUAGUCAGACGCUGGAGAAUCAGCAGAGCCUGCAGAAACUGUCUCAGCAGAGAAAGAAGAAAACUCACAAACAGCAUCUCAAACAACAACAACAUCAGCGUCAGCAUUCAAAACAGUGUCAACAUCCGAUGCAGGUGAAGCAACAGAUUUUACUGAAGGAACAAAAGUUGGUUUUAGAGCGGCAAGUUAAGCAGAAGCCUCAGACUAAACAAGAGCAACAAAUCCAGAUUCAGACCAAGAUACAGCUGAAGCAACAGCAAGUGUUAAUACAGCAGAAACACCAGGCGCAACAGCAGUCACCACAGGUGUCUCAAACGUCCCUCAACCAGCAGUCAGGUUCAGCAACAUCUUUGGCACUGGAUCUCAUUAAAAGUAACUCCAACCCGACUCUGGUAACUGACAGCAAUGGUAACCACUUCCUAAUUGCACUGACUGGUCACAUCACUGAGAACCUAAAAACCGAAGCGCCUGAGAGCAGAGCAACUAAUCAAAUCACCCUGCAGUCCACUCCAGCCAAGAUCCCUGGCCACAACCCUGCUCAGCUGCCUAAAAUUGAUAGUCAAAACAAAGAGAGCAUGCAUUUGGGAUUUUGCACACAACAAAAGACAAAGCCACAGAAUGUGGGACUUCAGAUAUGUGCAGACCAGUCUCAGAAGGAGGUUUCUCAGUGUUUGUCAGGACCUCCCAAUCUGCAGUCUUUCUUCAAGUACCAGGAGACUGCUCCCUCAGGGAAAAAUACCUCACCGCCUUCCACUCAAAUCGAGGUUUGCCCUGGUCUGAAUGUCUUGUUUGGACCACUGUCUCCAGCUUCCAUUAAGACCACAGCCUCAUCACCUGAUAAUAAAGAUACAGAGCAUGAAGAUGAUUUUAUUGACAUCAUUUUGCAGACAGGAGAAAUGUCGACCACCUUCAAACCAGUACCAGAUCCUUCUCUGGACCAUCUAAAUCCAAACUCCUUGGCCUCUUACCAUCCUCCCUCCCCACUCCAGCUUUUGCUAUCUGAACCCACCCCACCCACCUGUGACAUCCCACAGACAGCCCCCUCAGGGCAUUCUGAGCUUCAGACUCGGGCUGACAGCACGAAUGGGACAAAACACCUUGAUAACGCUGGGAGUGGUGGACGCCUGGAGGACUUUCUCGAAAGCACCACUGGUAAGCCUCUCCUGGGGGUGGAGCCUGGUGGCUUAUUGACUUUGAUCGAUGACCUCCACAGUCAAAUGCUGUGCACUCCCAGCAUCCUGGACCAUCCCCCAUCUCCCAUGGAUACCUCCUACAUGGCAGAGGAAGGGGACCAUGAGUUGGACUGUAUGGAUUGGUUGGACCUAACCAUGGGGGGAGUAAAGGCAGAGGAAGCCCCUGAACUGGCCCCACAAACACCCACUAGUGUCUUUUCCACAGACUUCCUGGACAGUUAUGACCUGCAGACUCACUGGGACUCAUGUCUAUAGCCUACAGCAGUUGGAAAACAGACAUCCAAUAUUGGACUUGGUUGCAUGCACUCACACAGUUACUCGCAUGCACAAAAACAUGAAAUUGAUUGCUGAGGCUUCAGUGUCUAAUGAGAGCACUCUUUCUGUGUCUUCUCACACACUGGUAUAUUGACUCUUCAAGCACUUUGACCUUUAUUUAUUUUAUUUACGUGCUGUAAUAUUGAUUUUUGUGCAGAGACUUAUUAGGCAGGUCCUAUAUCUGUUCUUGCUUCUUUAGCAACAGUUCUGUCGACACGUUAGAGAAACGUCUGUGGAUUUGGACACGAUAGUUGAUGAGGCACUUAACUGAGCCCUGAACCUGUUGCUUACAUAUAAAUGAAUCUCAUCUUUCUUUGUCACAGACACCAUGUUACAGUGGAGAAGUUUAUCAGUUUAUUUGACCUUCUACUAAUUAGACUGCAAAUCAGUAGCCUCUCGUAGUAAAGGUAAUCAAUGUUUUACCACUACAGGAAAUGGUACAGCUAAUCAAUAAUCAAAUUUAUACAUAAAGACAAUAGUUGUUAGGAAGAAGAAGAGAUGUUGUUUCGCUGUAAUAUCAAAAUAUGUGUUUUUCAUCAGUUUUUGGCGGUUACAGUGUAUACAUCUGACUUGACUUGACUUGACUUGACUACAUCUAAAGUUACAGCACUUAAAGUACAAAACUACAUAAAAAUCUUGUUAAAAUUUAUUAUAAAACUUGCUUGGGGAUUUUCACGCAGCUCCAGUGUUACUUUACAAUGACAUUUAAAAAAAAAAAAAAAGCUUGUUUCACAAAACUUCCUCUGAAUUCAGGCUUUAGCUUAUAUUGCCAAAGAGGUAAUUUUGUAUAUAGGAUAAAAUACACAACCUAGAAGAAGUAAAACUUUGAUAUAAAAUACAAAUUCUUCUAAACAAAUACAGUAAGUGUUUCUGAAAUGUUUUCUUUUGGUCCAUACACUGAUUCACUGUGUCUUAAUUUUUUAUGUGACAUGCUACUUUAUAGUAUGUACAUUAUAGAGUCUUUGACAUAACAUUUACAUGAUCUACUCAGCUUGAUGUAAGGUCGACAUACAUGCACACAAUGCUUCAUGUAUACAUACAGUGUGCUACUAAAAGGUUGGACACUUGAUGUCUUGAAAACUGCCGUACCGUAGUUUCACUGCCUUUCUCUUUGCACUUGCUCUAAUGAAUAAAUUCAUAUGUAAUAUAAAUGCAAAGGGGGAACUCCUGUAGCUUUAUCUAUUAUUGAUACGUGAUUUAUUAGGACGAAAUAUCUAAUUCGUAAGGAUUUUUGUGUUAAUUUUUGUGUCCUGUACUGUAUCAGUACUUUUGCCGAAAGGGAAAUGACAUUUGCCUUAAAGUGCUAUAAUGUACCAGUUCAGACACUGUAAACGUAUCAUAAAAGGUUUUCCACUUUUUGCUGUGGAGCACUUUGGUAAUGCCGGUUUGUGUGUACUGUGACUUAUUCUGUAUCUGACAAAAAGUCUGUAUUGUGAAUCUAAAACCUCUCUUGAAAAAGUCUUGGAGAUUUACUCCUUACUACA